Molecule: messenger RNA, 1256 nt
Organism: Marmota flaviventris (yellow-bellied marmot)
Lineage: Eukaryota; Metazoa; Chordata; Mammalia; Rodentia; Sciuridae
Gene: Cthrc1
Product: collagen triple helix repeat containing 1
Source: RefSeq, a predicted model, not a curated record
GCGCGCGGUGAAAGGCGCAUUGAUGAAGUCUGUGGCGGCCUCGGAGCACAGCAGGGCUAGACGCUGACCAGGUCUGGCUUCCGCGGUCUUCUCCUCCGCCUACGCCUCCUGCUCCGCGGGGUCUAGCCGCCAGCGGCAUGCACCCCCCAGGCCGUGCCACCUCCCCGCAGUGGGGGCUCGGCCUCCUGCUGUUGCUGCUGCUAUUGCAGCUGCCCGCACCGUCGAGCGCCUCUGAGACCCCCAAGGGGAAGCAAAAGGCGCUGAUCCGGCAGAGGGAGGUGGUGGACCUGUACAAUGGAAUGUGUUUACAAGGACCAGCAGGGGUGCCUGGUCGUGAUGGGAAUCCUGGGGCCAAUGGCAUUCCAGGUACCCCUGGGAUCCCAGGUCGGGAUGGAUUCAAAGGAGAAAAGGGGGAGUGCCUGAGGGAAACCUUUGAGGAGUCCUGGACCCCUAACUACAAGCAGUGUUCAUGGAAUUCAUUGAAUUAUGGCAUAGAUCUUGGAAAAAUUGCUGAGUGUACAUUUACAAAGAUGCGCUCUAACAGUGCUCUGCGCGUUCUGUUCAGUGGCUCGCUUCGACUGAAGUGCAGAAACGCAUGCUGUCAGCGUUGGUACUUCACAUUCAAUGGAGCUGAAUGUUCAGGACCUCUUCCCAUCGAAGCCAUCAUUUAUUUGGACCAAGGAAGCCCUGAACUGAAUUCAACAAUUAACAUUCAUCGAACUUCUUCUGUGGAAGGACUCUGCGAAGGGAUCGGUGCUGGAUUAGUGGAUGUUGCUAUCUGGGUUGGCACUUGUUCAGAUUACCCGAAAGGAGAUGCUUCUACUGGAUGGAAUUCAGUAUCUCGCAUCAUUAUUGAAGAACUACCCAAAUAAAUUUUUCAUUCCCUACCUCUUUUUUUUUGAAUCAUACCUUUGGUUCAUUUAAAUGACAUUUAAAAAAUCAUUUUAUACAUAUAUUUGAGUGAAAAACAAAGCUAAAAAUGUUUACAGACCAAAGUGUGAUUUCACACUUUUUUUAAACCUAGUACUAUCCAUUUUAUUUCAAUCAAAAUGGUUUCAGGAUUUUUUAGUUGAUUAGAAUCCUUUCCUCCUAUUCACAUUCUCUGAACCUAUAGUUGGAAUGUCAUUGUGGUCUUUAGUUUUUCCUAUUCUGUUAGCAUAGCCUUUUAAAAAAAUAUCCAAAUUACCAGUUUUUGUACAAGUUGUAAAUGUUUAAAAUUGUUUUAUAUCUGUUAAAUAAAACUUAUUUGAAACAAA